Hydra vulgaris (swiftwater hydra) is the source of this 1727-nucleotide messenger RNA. RefSeq names its product N-chimaerin. Lineage: Eukaryota; Metazoa; Cnidaria; Hydrozoa; Anthoathecata; Hydridae. The record is from RefSeq and is a predicted model, not a curated record. Gene Ontology annotation, biological process: regulation of GTPase activity; signal transduction. Gene Ontology annotation, molecular function: GTPase activator activity.
UUUAUGUUAUGGUGAACCUAAUAACCUUUGUUCCAAAUAUAUAUAUACUAAGGCCUUUUUAUCUAUAAAUAUUUUUACACCUGUCUUUGAUUCAAAUAAAUCAAAUGUAAAACGGCUUGUUUUUUUUAAAAAGUUUGUGCUUAGAGCUGAGAGAAAAUUUUAUCUAAUGCCAAGACAAUAUAGACUGCAAUCUAUUCCUCAAGAAAAUGAACUUAUAAAUGAAUCAACACCAGCAUUCAAAAAAAUCUCAUCUGUUGUAGAAGAGAAGCCUUUAAAUCAAGUUGAGCCAGUAUGGAAAUCACACUUGUAUCAAAUGCAGCUGAAGGCUCCAAAGCCAAAAAGAAUAGUAUGUAAUACAAUUCUUGAAAACAGGCCCUCAAUAUAUGGAAAAGAAUUUCAUGGAGCUAUCUCAAGAGAGGAAGCUGAAAAACUAGUUAUGAAAGAUGAAGGCUGUUAUUUAACAAGAGAGAGUGAACGACUUCCUGGAACAUAUGCACUCACAUUUAGAUUUAAUAAUGCUCCCAAAAACUACCGUCUAUAUUAUGAUACAGAUGAAAAAAUGCAUUUUGUUGGAGAAAAGCAGUUUGAGACAAUCCAUGAUUUAGUUGCUGAUGGUUUAAUUACUCUUUAUGUUGAUACAUAUGCAAAAGAUUAUAUUGAUCAAAUGGCUGCUAAUGUUACACAAAAUCUAAUUGGAAAUGAACCAGAUAGGGCAAGAGAUGAAAAUGAUAAUGAAGGAGUAAAAAAACCAUCGUUUAAAGCUUCAGAAGUUGCUAAAGAACAUAAUUUCAAAACACAGACAUACUACGGACCUCAUUGGUGUGAUUAUUGCAAAAAUUUUAUGUGGGGUUUAAAAUCUCAAGGAGUUCGUUGUCAAGACUGUUCGUAUGAUUGUCACCAACAGUGCAGUAAAGCCGUUCCUAAUCAAUGCUCACCAGAUAAAAAACUUGUCAAACGAGUAUUUGGUGUUGAUCUAACAACUUUAAUUAAGGCCCAUAAUUUAAAAAGACCUCAGGUAAUAGAUUCCUGUAUUAGAGAGAUUGAGGAACGAGGCAUGGAAGUUGAAGGUUUAUAUCGAAUUCCAGGUUAUGCUGAUGAUAUAACCUAUUUACAAAAUUGCAUAGAUAAAGAUGGCACAUUACCAGAUAUAACUCAAAAUGGAGUAAAAGAUGUCAAUGUCUUAUGUGGUUUGCUAAAACUCUAUCUUCGUAUGUUACCGAUACCGAUAAUAACGUUUGAUCUUUAUGAUAAGUUUAUUGAAGCAAUUAAGCAAGAAAAUGCGUUUGAACAAAUUAAAUCAUUGAGUAGUGCUAUAAAAGAAUUACCUCCAGCUCAUUACGAAACAUUGAAAUAUUUGUGCAGACAUUUGCAACGGUUGUCAAAAUAUAAAGAUAAAAAUUUGAUGUCAUCAGAAAAUCUUGGAAUUGUAUUUGGCCCGACAUUAAUGCGUCCUCCAGAUCACUUAGCUCUCAUGGCAGUAGGAAAUAUAUACUUUCAGAAACGCAUAAUCCAAUUACUUAUUGAAGAACAAGAUGUUUUGUUCGAUAAUUAAGAAAGUUUUUAUGAUUUUUAUGGAUCAUAAUUACUGUGUCACGAUUACGACAUAAUAAUUACUGUGUCGACGAUUACGACAUAACAAUGUUACGACUCGGAGUAUAGCUUAAGGAGCUCUAUAAAAUUAACGUUGGCAAUCUUUAAAAGUUCAAGAGAAUAUAUAUUUUAGACAA